AAGGAAGAAACGAAUAAAAAUUCCCUCGGGUACUUGAACUACCCGCAAAUUAGGGUUUUAUCUUUCUCUGGGUUUCCUCCCUUGCAGAGCCCUUCCCGGCCCUAUCCGGCUAUCCCCCAGUGCUAUUUGCUGCGGAAGCUCAGCAAGUUUUUCCCAUAAAAAAUUAAAAAAGGAAGUUAGAUAAAAGGAAAAAUGACAACUGUGGUUCCUACUUCGGAGGAAGAUCCUGCGCUCUCCGUCGUCCGAUUCACCGCCGAGCUGUCCUGGGCUGAUGCGGGUCUCGAGGUAUCGGAGGCACAGGUAAAUAGCUUGUGCAUGGAGGCGCAGGAGUGCAUGAUUGAAGGUAGAUGGCUGGAUUUGGCUUCUCUCAUGCUUACGUCUGCUGAUUUGAUCUUUUCCAAAGCUUCCGAGAAAGAUCUUGAGUGUGUUUUCACUGUGAUUUGCAACCUUGUUAAGAAGGCUGAAAAUUUUGAUCAAGUACACACGAUGGCAGAUAUCAUAUCCUCAAAAGUCACCCAACAGCCCAAUGUUAAACCUGCAUUGCGAGUAAAAAUUUUGUUCAACCUCUACAAUCUGCUGGAGAACCCAGCUAGCUGCUUCUUUGUGUACAUGAAAGCUCUUAGCGUGGCAGUCAGUGGAAAAGUCACUGAACAUGUAAUACCAUCAUUCAAGAAUAUAGAUAGCUUCUUGAGGGAAUGGAAUCUUGGGGUGAAGGAUCAGAGAGAGCUCUUCCUCACCAUCUCUAAUGCAUUGAAAGAAAAUAAGAGCUCUGCAAAGGAUUCUUUCAAGUUUCUCACUAGAUAUCUCGCAACCUUUUCUGAUGAAGAUGCAUAUGCUCUGAGUGAAGCAAAGGAAGAAGCAGUCCGUGCUAUAGUUGAUUUUGUGAAGGCACCUGACAUGUUUCAGUGUGACCUGCUAGAUAUGCCUGCUGUGGCACAGUUGGAGAAGGAUGCUAAACAUGCAUUGGUAUAUCAGCUUCUGAAGAUCUUCUUGACUCAGAGGCUGGAUGCUUACUUGGAUUUUAGUACUGCAAAUUCUACUUUGCUGAAAAGCUACGGACUUGUUCAUGAAGAUUGUAUAGCUAAAAUGAGGUUGUUGUCAUUGGUUGAUCUUGCCUCCAAUGAAUCUGGCCAAGUUCCUUAUUCUUUGAUCAGGGACACACUGAAGAUGUUGACAUUUUCACAGAUUGAAGGGGAUGAGGUUGAAUCAUGGGUUGUUAAAGCAAUCACAGCAAAGUUAAUCGACUGUAAGAUAGAUCAAAUGAAUGAAAUAGUAAUUGUGAGACGUGGUACAGAGCGUGUUUUUGGGCCACACCAGUGGGAAAUACUCAGAGCAAAGCUUGUGAAUUGGAGGACCAAUAUUGCAAACGUCAUUACCUCCAUUCAGGCUAACAAGAUAUCAGAAGACAGCACACAAGAAGGAUUGAUGAUUCGCUGAAAUUUGUUCGUUGAUCAGCCAUUGGUCCAUGGAAAUCGUUGGGUACCAGACAGAAAUGGGCUUCCAUGUGGAAAAAUCGCAAUCUCUGUUGUUACUUUUGAUGUCAGAUAACAUUUUGUAUCUUUAUAGCCUCGGUUUAGGUUAAAUUUAAAGACAGCAAAAAGAAAGGUUGAAAAUCUGUGUUGCAUGUCACAAAAUUUUGGAGUCAUUUAAGCUGUAUGGAAACAAUUUUGACUCGUGACCAUGAGUUGCUUAGUUUGAUUCAAUCGACUUCUGCAGUGUAUGUUAUUUUGUAAUUGGGGCCGUUGGAACU
Molecule: messenger RNA, 1750 nt
Organism: Coffea arabica (coffee)
Lineage: Eukaryota; Viridiplantae; Streptophyta; Magnoliopsida; Gentianales; Rubiaceae
Biological process (GO): cytoplasmic translational initiation
Cellular component (GO): cytoplasm; eukaryotic translation initiation factor 3 complex
Molecular function (GO): translation initiation factor activity
Source: RefSeq, a predicted model, not a curated record